Molecule: messenger RNA, 2282 nt
Organism: Dermacentor silvarum
Lineage: Eukaryota; Metazoa; Arthropoda; Arachnida; Ixodida; Ixodidae
Product: scoloptoxin SSD14
Exons: 11
Coding region: 164-2014 (616 amino acids)
Biological process (GO): glutathione catabolic process
Cellular component (GO): plasma membrane
Molecular function (GO): glutathione gamma-glutamate hydrolase
Source: RefSeq, a predicted model, not a curated record
GCAAGGCGAAACUGUGUCGCGGAAGUCACGUGGCCUUCGCCCAGCUGCGUCUGCCGUGUCUCGGCGGUGAUGGUCGUGGUGGCUGGUGUGGCGCCGGAAAGGUAGGAAAAAUUGCUCCCGUCUCGGCUGGCCGGCUGCGCCCGCCGCUGCUCUCGGCUCCAAAAUGACCGACGCCGACUACACGCCGGUGCCAACAUUUGAAAGCGGCGACGACCGAAAGGCUGGAGCACUUUUGAAGACCACGAGCUUCACCAAGCGCGACUGCAUAAUUGUGACGGUGGUUGCGGUGCUGGCACUGGUGGCCAUCGUGACCACACUGGUUCUGGGCUUGCCGCAAAUCAGCGAGAAGCGAGCGCGCUACUCCAACAUCACAUUCAGCUCGUCGCCCUCGCAGCUCGGCCAGUACCAGCAAGCGGCCGUCACCGUUGACGGGGAGCCCUGCGCACCCAUUGGCAGGGAAAUUUUAUUAAGAGGGGGAUCUGCCGUUGAUGCAGCGGUUGCCCUAUUGUUUUGCAAUGGCGCUGUGAACCCUCAAAGCAUGGGUCUUGGCGGAGGUGUGUUCAUCACGGUAUAUACAAAUGCUACUGGAGUUGCCGAAGUCAUUGAUGGUAGAGAGGCAGCCCCAGCUGCUGCCACGGCGCAAAUGUUCAUUGGGAACAGUUCACUUCUUUCAACAGGUCCCCUGUCUGUUGCUGUCCCAGGCGAGCUGAAGGCGUACUAUGUGGCUCAUGAUAAAUAUGGCAAGCUUCCCUGGUCCCAGCUGGUUGGGCCAACAAUUGAGCUUUGUAGGAAUGGUUUCCCAGUAGGCAAGCACCUGGCCAAAAAGCUUCAAGAGAAGCGGGAUGGCAUCAUUGGAGAGCCUGCAAUGAAGGAGGCAUUCUUCAACAAUAAUACAAACGACGUGUUCAAGGAAGGAGAGAUUCUUAGGCGGCCAUUGUUUGCCGACACACUCCAGCUGAUUGCUGACAAAGGAACUGAAGAGUUCUACACUGGGGAGCUUGGAAAAAAGUUUGUCCAAGAUUUGCAGCAAAUGGGUGGCCUCAUGACAGAAGAUGACUUGAAAUCUUACCAGGCACAUGUGAAACCAGCCACGAAAUACACCCUCCUUGGGGAACAUGUCAUGUACAGCGUACCCCCACCUGGCAGUGGACCAGUUCUUUCUCUUGCUCUGGGUAUCCUAUCUGGCUAUGGCUACAGCGGAAGCAAUGCCACAGGCAGUGCGGACGAUGCUGCUCUCAUGUACCAUCGCAUUGUAGAGGCCCUGAAAUUUGCUUAUGCAAAGAGGACAUAUCUUGGAGAUGAAGCUUUCGUCAACACAACAGAUAUUGUGACGCUGAUGUUGUCUCGGGACUAUGCCAACUCUCUGAGGUCCAAAAUUUCUGACUUUGAGACGCAUGAACCCAGCUUUUACGAACCAGCAUCCCAUGUUAAGGAGGACAAAGGAACGGCACAUGUCAAUGUGCUGGCACCAAACGGUGAUGCUGUCUCAGCCACCAGCACGGUAAACAGAUACUUUGGAGCGAUGCUGAUUUCCCCAUCGACGGGCAUAGUUAUGAACAGUGGCAUGGAUGACUUUUCUGUGGAGAAUGCUACAAACAGUUUUGGCCUGGAGUGGUCAGAAGCCAAUCUCAUUGCUCCUGGCAAGCGGCCACUGUCUUCAAUGUGCCCCACUGUUCUAACAGAGCCCUCUGGCGCUGUGCACACUGUCAUUGGUGGGGCUGGUGGCUCUCGUAUCACCAGUGGCACAGCUCAGAUUUUGUUCAAGACACUUUAUCUUGAUGAAACAAUCAAACAGGCCAUUGAUGACCUUCGUAUUCAUCACCAGCUUUACCCCAACCACAUUUUCUAUGAGAAGUCCUUCCCACCGAUCAUCCUGGACAAACUGCAAGAAUUUGGACACAAGGUCAGGCCAGAAGUGGAGGAGUCGUCAUUCCAGGGCAUUACACGAUCGAAGGAUGGUGGCGUCCUUGCCAAUGUAGACUUUAGAAAAGGCGGCAGUAUAGCUGGUUACUGAUUUGCGUGAAGCCCACCAUAUGGCCAGUGGCACAGCAGGGAGAUCAAGGAGUUCGUCCAGCUCCUACACACCUAUAGGUUGUACUGUUUUCUUCAGCGAACCAUUCCUGAAUUUCAUAUUCAGUGCUGCACUCACUACCAUCUUUUUUAAACACCUUUAAAAGGCACAUGGCAGCUGAGCCUCGCGGUUUUAUGUGUAUUUAAGAUUGUUUUUGCCUUUUGAAUGUAUACUAUGAAAGAAGAAAGUAAAUUAUUUUUUCAGCCACUCA